Molecule: messenger RNA, 408 nt
Organism: Ctenocephalides felis (cat flea)
Lineage: Eukaryota; Metazoa; Arthropoda; Insecta; Siphonaptera; Pulicidae
Exons: 4
Coding region: 76-408 (110 amino acids)
Source: RefSeq, a predicted model, not a curated record
UCUGUUUUUGUGUGCGAAAGCGCUGCUGAACUUGAAGGUCAACGAAAGCUUUUGAAGCAACAGGUAUUCGUAAAGAUGGCAAACUCUCGUUUUCACCUGAGCCUGGUGUUGAUGUUUUUGACCUGCCUAGCUGCGCUCGCUGCAGGAAGACCUCAGCACAGUCUUUCGGCCUACGAUUCUUCACAGGGAGAAAACAGCCUGGAAUCGAAUGAAUUACGUCGAUACUAUCAAUCUGCAGAAGAUCCGACCUUGGCAAAUUUACAAAUGCAACUUUUGGCUCAACAAUACGCAGCUGCUAACAGGCUGGAUGGACUUCCUUGGGAACAGCUACUUAGAGUUCCUGAAACCAAACGCCAAGUACGUUAUCGUCAAUGUUACUUCAACCCGAUAUCUUGUUUCAGAAAAUAG